This is a messenger RNA of Salvia hispanica, 2610 nucleotides long. NCBI's taxonomy places the organism in Eukaryota, Viridiplantae, Streptophyta, Magnoliopsida, Lamiales, Lamiaceae. The record is from RefSeq and is a predicted model, not a curated record.
GGGAAUGGGAGGCUCAGGCAAGACAGCAAUUGCCAAGAAGCUCUACAACGAGACGACCGACUUUGAUCUGUCGGCGUGGGUUUGCAUUACUCAGCAAUGUGAGAGUCGAUCAGUUUGGGAGGAUGUUCUGAGGCAACUAGAGAAGAAGAAGGGUGUUUCAAGCCUGAACGAUGAGCCAAGAAUAAGGGAGGAUCCGAAUCUGAUCAACUCAGAGUUGAUAGAGAGACUAUGUGAGAUACAAAGAGAGAAGCGAUGUCUCAUUGUUUUGGAUGAUGUUUGGGAAAUUUCUCAUUGGGAGGAGUUGAAGCAUCCAUUCGUUGUCCAAAAUUUGCAGAGCAAAAUAUUGGUGACAACACGGAAACAAAAGGUUGCAGAGAUUGGAUUGGCAGUGAAACAUGGGCUUUUACAUACGGAUGCUGCUUUGGAACUACUCAAAAACAAAGCAUUUCAGCAUGGAAACAUUCCAGACUUUGCUUUGGAAGAAAGAUUUGAAAAAAUUGGGAAAGAAAUGGUACAAAAAUGUGGUUAUUUGCCAUUGGCAAUUUCUUUACUCGGUGGGGUCUUGAGAGAGAAAAAAUCGAUUGUUGAGUGGGAAUCAGUAAAUGAGCACAUCAAAGCAGCCAUAUAUGGAGUUGAAGAGCAGCAGAUUGAUGAAGUGCUAAAUUUAAGCUAUGAAAGUUUACCAUAUUAUUUGAAGCCUUGCUUUCUCUAUAUGGGUAUAUUUGAUGAGGAUGAAACCAUAGAUGCUUUUAAUCUAUAUAGAAUGUGGAUAGCACAAGGCAUGAUUUCAUAUGAGAAUAUUGGAGACAAGGAGGACACUUUAAUGGACAUUGCUGAGAAGUAUUUAAGUGAGUUAGCCUCCAGGUCCAUUGUUCAAGUUGAAAUUAAUCUUUAUUAUGGUGUCGGACAUAAAAAAUAUGGUAAAUGCAAACUUCAUGAUGUAGUACGAGAACUAUGUUUGAAAUUGGGAAGAAGUGAGGAUUUUGGUGUGCUGAGUUUGGAGUGUAAAGGUGGGAAACUUAGUACCUUACUACGGGAAGCUUCGUCGCAUAUGAAGAUACAACAUCUGGCAAUCGAUUUCAGAAGUGAAGUCGAGCAUGAGCAUAUAGUUGCCUGUGGAGAAGAUACUAGGGAGCAUAUAAGGUCUGUUCGAUUAUUCAAUCUCAAAGGAUCGAAUGUUGUUGAGUUCUCCCCACAAAAUAUAGUUGAUUUUCAGAAAUUCAAAUUGGUAAGAGAUCUAUGUUUUUUUAGAUUCAAAUUUGCUGGAGGAAAGUUACCGAGAGGAAUCACUAAACUUGUUCACCUUAGACGUUUGCGUUUACAAAGAUGUGAACUUGAUAAGCUACCCUCUUCCAUGAAGAAUUUGGUGUAUAUGGAUACCCUUGAUUUAAUAGGUUCGAUGAAUGUUAAAGUUCCAAAUGUUUUUAAGGAGAUGCUGCGAUUAAAACACUUGAUUCUUCCUUUCUAUGGAAAUGAAAACAUUAGAAAUUAUCGACUAAGAUUGGAUGAGGGAGUAUAUGAGUUGGAGACUCUACUAUUCUUUGAUAGCAGAUGCCAUGAAAUUAAAUGUAUGGACAGAAUGAAGAAUCUUCGAUAUUUUAAAGCAAAAAUAUAUGAUAAUGAAAGCUUGUCAGCUAUCAUGAAUGACAUUAUGAACUUGAACAAGAUACAGGAUUGUCAAGUAACCAUUCAAGGAAGUUGCGACUUAACAUGUGAGGGAAUGCUGGAGAAGGCUUUGACAUGUCAUAAUCUUUAUGAUUUGAAUAUUGUAUCUAAAUCCGUGAAGGCGCUAGCAAAGUGCGAGAGUGAUUUGUUGAGCUCCAAACUUAAGUGUUUGAAUCUGUUUCGUUGUGUGAUUGAGGAUGAUCCAAUGGGGAUACCGGGGAAGCUUCCUUGCUUGAUAAUAUUGCGAUUUUAUCCAGAAUCAUUUGUUGGGGAGGAGAUGAGGUGUUCAGCAAACAGUUUUCUUCGGCUCAAGAAGCUAGAAUUAAUAGGUUUACCAAAGUGGAGGGAGUGGAGAGUGGAGGCAGGAGCCAUGCCCCUUCUCUUUCAAUUAACAAUCGUAGACUGUUCUUGUCUGGAGAUACUUCCAGAGGGAUUGACUGCCCUUUCUACCCUUCAGACUCUCGUAAUUAAUAAAAUGCCGGAAUUGAGCAAAAGGGUAUCACCAGCAGGACAGGAUUUCCACAAAGUCCGCCAUGUCCCACAAUUCGUAUCUAUGACUAGUCUUCACCCAGGUUGAGCAUUGAUCCUUUGGAGAAUAACUGAUUAUUACUACCACUUUUGGUGCUCAAUGAAAACAGCAUCUUACCUUUCUCUAAAGGGUUACGUUUCUCCUCCUUCGAGCUUCAAUCUUGUUGUUGAAUAUGAUAUUAUAUAUGAAUGAUGUUGUGUUUGAUUGACUAUGAUGGUGUGCAAUAAUUCAAAUGUUGAAAGUGUGAAGUAUUGUAUAAUUGUGUGUGGGUUGAAUUUGGUUUGUAUUGAAUAAGAAUUGCUCGAUGAAGCUUUGUUCAGUAUUGUAAAAUUGUGUGUGGGUUGAAUUUGGUUUGUAUUGAAUUGAUGUAUUAAGCUUUGUUCAUUAUUGUAAACUAAUUGUGUGUGUGGAUUGAA